AUGAGUUUAUUUCAAUUUGGUUUUGAAAAAAUUAGUAAUAAUAAUAAUCAAAGUAACCACAGUUCUGGUAGUUUGAGACAUAUUUUAAAUAAUUCCUCUGAUCUUGAUUGUCAAACAAAUGAACUGCAAAUUAUUGAAAUAUUAGAAGAAAUUGAGGCUUGUAAAAAGAAAUUUAAUUCAAGUUGGUUAGUUCAAUUUAAAUGGUUCUAUGGUUAUAAACCAAAUACAAGAAAGAUUUCCCGAAUGUUCUCUAUUAAAGCAAUGAAAACUCUAAAUCCAAUUGAUAAGGAUUCUAUUGAAUUUAUAAAUUAUGGAAAUAAUGAAUUAGAUACUUUAUUAAAUUUUUAUGGAAAACAAAAGAAAGUUAAUCAAGAAGUUUUUUUUCCUCCAGUAAAUUAUGAUGAGAGUAGUAUAAUUUUAAAAUUAUAG
This is a messenger RNA of Entrophospora sp. SA101, 429 nucleotides long. NCBI's taxonomy places the organism in Eukaryota, Fungi, Glomeromycota, Glomeromycetes, Entrophosporales, Entrophosporaceae. The record is from the annotation of a GenBank genome assembly.